Monosiga brevicollis MX1 is the source of this 1623-nucleotide messenger RNA. RefSeq lists its product as uncharacterized. Bases 1 to 1623 code for a protein of 540 amino acids. The record is from RefSeq and is a predicted model, not a curated record. The transcript has 3 exons. NCBI's taxonomy places the organism in Eukaryota, Choanoflagellata, Craspedida, Salpingoecidae.
AUGGAGACGGCAAGAGAAAGGGGCGCCGGCGUUGGGGGCGCGGUGAGCGAGGUGGGAAGUCCGGCACGGUUUGAGGGUGAGGGUGGGGCUGUGGUCAAGGCGCAACGGGCAGAACCAAGUGGCGAGGCAGUGGCUGAUGACGAUGAGGAUCAGUGUGCGAUUUGUCUCUCUGCGGUGCCGGCCGUCGGGGCACACGUGGAGGCGAGGGAGCUGCGUGCCGUCCUGCAGCCAUGCGGGCACGCAUAUCACUCUGGCUGCAUCAAUGGUACGAAGCUCGUUGCCCUUUUUCGUUCCAAUGCGUCACGUCAUGAGCCCGCUUUCAUGCCUUGCGCUGCCAUCCCGAAUGGCUGUCUUCGUGGUCUGGUGCAGAAUGGUUUUCGGCGAGCGCCAGUUGCUGUCCCCUCGACCGCUGCUUUCCAACCGCCGUCGUCGUCGAUGGAUCGCUCUCUGACUCGAACCGUAUUGCUCUCCCUGCACAAUGUUUUUGUCCUCUUUCCCAACGGGACGCAUGCCCCUUCCUCGUUAUGCUAUCGAACCCUUUUGAUAGGCGAAAGUGCGGCAGAGGGUGCGGCUUCAGUCGAAAAGCCCAUGCGAGAGCAGGCCGCCUCGUCCCCCCGUCGGCGCAAGCGUAAUGCUCAAGCACGUUCGGCUCAGGCUGAGCCAGCCCGUGUGCGAUCAUGGUCAAGCCUCCGCACUCAGCGCGCCGGCCCGGCUACCGCCUAUGCAACCCGACGUGCCACUGUGCGCACACCGCGUCGCAAGCGUGCCAAAACCACAGCCAGCGAAUCCCUGGAUGAUCGCCGUCAACGGCUGCAACGCGAACGAGAAAGCUACCAUUGCCGGUCGUGUCAGACCGUGCUCGACCACGUUCACCCCGAGCACCUUUGCGAUGCCUGUCUCGCCAAUGUCGUCCGACAGCGGCUUGCAGCUGCUCAGGCAAAGGCUCAGCAUCGCACUGCAGCCGUGGCUGAUGCAGGCCGACGCUUGAGCGCUGUGCGUGCUGCACCUCCCCCGCCCCCGGUGCGAACUUUGGUCCCACCACCACCACCGUCGUAUCCACCACCCUAUUCGUCAGCGUCGCGCACGUCACGACCAGCUGACCCCUCCCACCACACCCACAAGCAAGCGCUGUCGACCAACGUUGCCACGGCUUCGCAAAACGUGGCUUCGCUUCUCAAUUCCCUGACUGCGCCCGCCCCUACGCGCUCCUUGGCUCAGUCCACACCGCCCAACUACGCGCCGUCCAGGCCCACCCCACGCCCCAGCCCUGAUUCAAAGGCGGCGACCAGCACCACAACCCAAGACGCCUUCCCCAACAAGGUUUGUCAUACAGUGGUUUCUGUCACGGUCCUUCUUGCGCUUGCCCUCAUGCUAUUCCCGUUUGCGCACAAUUGGGCGCAGCUGCGUCAGAUGGUGCACACGGUGUUGGCCAAGAACGGUCAGAUCGACCCGGGGCAAGAGCAACGAGUAUACCGCUCGGCCUACCGGCUUGGUCGGCAACGCUUUCCGUCCAGUCGAGAGCUCGCCAUGCUGGGCGAAGACGAUUAUCUGCACCUGGUGCGGCAAGCCAUGGAAGAGCGACCACAGCGACCUGGACUGCUGAGCAGUGUCCUGCGGCGCUAG